Messenger RNA from Xiphias gladius (swordfish), 4876 nucleotides. RefSeq names its product kinase insert domain receptor (a type III receptor tyrosine kinase) (gene kdr). NCBI's taxonomy places the organism in Eukaryota, Metazoa, Chordata, Actinopteri, Istiophoriformes, Xiphiidae. Gene Ontology annotation, biological process: vascular endothelial growth factor receptor signaling pathway; angiogenesis; positive regulation of kinase activity. Gene Ontology annotation, molecular function: ATP binding; growth factor binding; vascular endothelial growth factor receptor activity. The coding region runs from base 270 to 4307 and encodes 1345 amino acids. The transcript is spliced from 30 exons. The record is from RefSeq and is a predicted model, not a curated record. Gene Ontology annotation, cellular component: signaling receptor complex; membrane.
UCCAUCCUCAGCAGCAGCUCCAGCUCCAUGGACACACACACACACACACACACACACUCUCACGGACAGAGCCGCACUUGACUCGCUGCUGAUCCACGUCCGACGCUGCUUGUUUUCAUGACUCUUCGGCGGGACAGACUCUCUCUGGAGUGGAGGAGAAAACACCAGGGCUCGGUGGAUUAGUACUGAGCGUUUAGGAUUACUCUUUCUGCAGGGAGGCUUUUUUGACAGUGGACUUUGAUGAGGACUCUGUCCAUGUCUUCGGUCGGAUGAUGGCUCAGGCAGUCUCCGUCAUUCCAAUACUUGGCAUUAUUCUUAAAAUCGGUUGUGUUGCUGCCAUUGAACUGCGGUUUAUGCCUGAUCCACCAACGCUUAACAUCUAUGGCAUUCACAGGAUGAACAAAUCAGACAACCUAGAACUAACAUGCAGAGGUCGCCAGUACUUGAGGUGGUCGACUCCUCCUACAAGCACUCGCUUCUCCAUCAGUGACUGCAGCGGAUCGGGACUCUUCUGCACAUCCCUGAGGAUCUCCAACGCAACUGUCAAUGAAACUGGACAGUAUCGGUGUUCCUACAGAGACCUGAAAGUCGAAGAUGGCAAGACUUCAGCUGCGGCUUAUGUGUUUGUCCAUGAUUACAAGGUGCCAUUUGUGCCAUCUGAGAAAGAAUAUGAGGUGGUGUUCAUCCGUGAAGGAGAGCGGGUGGUGAUACCGUGCCGAGGCUCGGUGGAGAAUCUCAACGUUACACUCCACACUAAGUAUCCAAACAAGGAGCUGCAACCAGAUGGGAAGGAUUAUCUGUGGGACGCUAAGACGGGUUUCACUGUUCCCAGUUACCUGAUAAGCUAUGCUGGCGUCGUGUCCUGCCAGACUCGUAUUGGAAAUGAGACAUUUAAGUCCCCUCUCUACAUUGUGGCUGUUGUCGGAUACAAGAUAUAUGACCUCACCCUGACCCCGGCGCAAGUGAGGCUGUCUGUGGGGGAGCGGCUGGUGCUCAGCUGCACUGCCCACACCGAGCUCAAUGUGGGCAUCGAAUUCAACUGGACGCACUCUGGUCAGGCCCUGACCUCAGUGAAUGGUUCGAGGCCGACCCACGCGACGCCCCACAAGAAGAAGCUGUGGAGCUCUCUGGAGCUGUCCAACACCCUCAUAGUGGAGAAUGUGACGGUCGAUCACAGUGGAGAAUACACCUGCACUGCGUCCAGUGGGCAGAUGGAGAAGAGUGCCUCAGCGGUUCUUAAAGUGUAUGAAAAGCCCUUCAUUGAUAUGAAAGAGCCAUGGAUGAAGGUUUGGGAGGUAAAUGUGGGAGAUCAAACUACCCUGAUCCCUGUCAAGUACUCAGCCUACCCAGACCCCAGCUUUAGAUGGUUAAAGAAUGGCCAACCACUGAAGGAUGACUACAGAAUAAAACAGAGAAAUGAUGCCCUCGUCAUCCGUGGAGUCACAGAAAUGGAUGCAGGGAAUUACACAAUGGUCCUGACCAACAGGAUUACUAAAGAGGAACACAGACGCUCCUUCCAGCUGCUGGUCAAUGUGCCUCCUCAUAUCAUUGAGAAGGAAGUGGCAGUGGACACUGAUGUGUACCCGUUUGGCAGUAGCCCCAUUCUAAGGUGCACCGCUCGUGGAUUUCCCACACCUGCACACAUCCAGUGGCAGUGGAUGUCCAAAGAGGACUGUCCAGAGGUCUUUGUGUCAGGGCUGAUCAAGUCUGAGAUACAGCUGAAGGAGUGUACAGGUUGGAGAGAUAUCAGCAACAGCACUGGUCACAACCCUGUAGACCGAAUUACGACAGACACUGAUCAUGCCCAGAAGAAAACUGUGAGCUCUUUGAAGAUGCAGAAAGCUGAGGCCCAUGCCCUCUACAGAUGCAUGGCUGCCAACAAAGUAGGAGAGGAUUCACGCAUCAUCUUUUUCCAUGUGACACGUGGCCUUGAGGUAAGUGUGUCACCAUCCAACGAGCCCUUAGAGGAGGACCAUGUAGUUUUGAGGUGUAAGGCAGACAGGCUCAUCUACAGAAACCUCACCUGGUUCCGUGUGGCCAACAUCUCCGAGUCAGAGCAGGUGCCGUCGGUGCAGCCCUGUCGCUCCCUGCCGUUGCAGCGGAGGCCCCUUUCGCAGGCAGUGCUGUCCAGCCUGCAGGGCACCAACGUAACCCUGGAGCUGCCGCUGCCCAACGCGUCCCGUCGGGAUGAGGGUCUGUAUGCCUGUCAGGUGGAAAACAUCAAGACUGGGGAGAGAACCUGCCUGCUACGCCGGCUCUCUCUCAGAGGUCUUGAGGCGGCAAGGAUUCUUAAUAAUUUAACCGACCAAAAAGUUAAUGUAAGUGCAACGAUUACUCUCCGCUGUGAUGCUGCUGGGACACCAAACCCAGUGGUGGUGUGGACCAAAAACAACCACACUGUGGUGGAGGGCUCAGGCGUGAUUCUGAGCCAGCACAACCACAUCUUGACCAUUCAGCGUGUGAAGAAGGAGGACAAUGGUCUAUACACCUGCAGUGCCUGUAACAGCCUUGGCUGUGACACCUUACAGGCCUUUUUGACGACUGAAGGUGCAGAGGAAAAGACUAAUGUGGAACUGAUUGUUCCUAUCGGGUCAGUGGUCAUCGCCAUGUUUUUCUGGUUACUGAUCGUCUUCGUCAUCCGUGGAAGAAAGAGACCAAAUGGUGGGGAUCUGAAGACGGGCUACCUAUCAAUGAUCCUGGACUCAGAGGACAUGCCCAUGGACGAGCAGUGUGAAAGGCUCACGUAUGAUGCUAACAAAUGGGAGUUUCCUCGGGACAGGCUGAAGCUAGGUGAACCGCUGGGACGAGGAGCGUUUGGCCAGGUGGUAGAAGCAGCCGCCUUUGGCAUCGAGAAAGCUACCACGUGCACCACUGUUGCAGUCAAGAUGCUUAAGGAGGGAGCCACAUCUAGUGAGUACCGCGCCUUGAUGUCAGAGCUGAAAAUUCUCAUUCAUAUUGGACAUCAUCUCAAUGUUGUCAACCUGCUGGGAGCCUGUACAAAGCCUGGGGGGCCGCUGAUGGUGAUUGUAGAGUACUGUAAACAUGGAAAUCUCUCCAGCUACCUGAAGAGCAAGCGCGGAGAGUACAGUCCAUACAAGAGGAAGCGGGUGGAUAGCCAGAAGUGGGUGUCUACUGAGGAGGAUGUGACCGAAGGGGAUCUGGGUCUGGGGAAGAUUGCCCGGCUGGACAUCUGCACGGGAAUGGCUGUCUGCUCCACAGCUGGAGACAAGGCUUCAGGCAGCAACAUGGACACUCAAGAAGAGAGCUCAGAUGAAGACCAUCUGACCAUGGAGGAUCUCAUAAGCUACAGCUUCCAGGUGGCCAAAGGCAUGGAGUUUCUGUCCUCCCGCAAGUGUAUCCACAGAGAUCUAGCAGCCAGAAAUAUCCUGCUCUCAGAGAACAAUGUGGUGAAGAUCUGCGACUUUGGCCUCGCUAGAGAUGUCUACAAAGACCCUGACUAUGUCCGCAAAGGAGAUGCCCGUCUGCCUCUGAAGUGGAUGGCUCCUGAGACUAUAUUUGACAGGGUGUACACCACACAAAGCGAUGUUUGGUCCUUUGGGGUCCUGCUCUGGGAGAUCUUCUCUUUAGGGGCCUCUCCCUAUCCGGGUGUUUGCAUCGACGAGUCUUUCUGCAGAAGGCUUAAGGAAGGCACCAGGAUGAGACCCCCAGAAUACGCCACCACUGAGAUAUACCAGACCAUGUUGGACUGCUGGCUGGAUCGUCCAACAGACAGGCCGACGUUUGCAGAACUGGUUGAACAUCUGGGCAAUCUGCUACAGGCCAGUGCUCAACAGGAUGGGAAGGACUACAUCCCCCUGACAGCAGGCGAGGCAGAGGGAUCUCCUGUGGCCCCUGACCCCAGGAGCCCCUACAGCAGACCUAAAAGUGGGGAAAUCCUGGAGGCUCAGCUCCACUAUGACAACCCGCGAUCCAUUGGACUGUCCCAGCAGACUGAGAGGUGCAGUCGGCCCCUCAGCGUGAAGACGUUUGAGGACAUCCCUGUGGGGGGUCACACAGACAGCGGUAUGGGCUUCUCACCAGAGGAGGUGAAGGGUUUGAAUCAACAGCUGCAAACCACACCCAACUUCAGCCAGCUGCUGCGCUGUAAGAGUAAAGAGUCUCUGGCCUCGGAAUCAUCCAAUCAGACGAGCGGAUACCAGUCAGGGUACCACUCUGACGACACAGACACCCCAAUCUAUGCUAACGAGGAGGUGAUCAUGAAGCACAACAUGCUGAAAAAGCCUCCGCUGCUCAAGACGCCUGACAAGUUCAACGCGGAGAUCCGCUACAGCACGCCACCUGUCUGACCGCAAAUAUCCCUCCCCAGUAAACCCAAUGUCCCUCAGUCUUUUCACUGUACAGUAUUUGUUUACGUUCCGCUGGUAUUACACUUUAAGAACAAUGACAACACACGCAAUACAGCUCCGUUCACUGUGGUGUUGAGAUGUUUUUACAAGAGAUAACUUAAUAAGUCCUCAGACAAAAAUGAAGGUUGUAUGAUACGUUUGUAAGCACAGCUCUCCUCGUACAGCCGGAGGAAUGCUAUCAUGUUUACACAGCGAGUAAAAGGUCUGGGGCAGCCGAGACACGGGGACACGCCUACUUCCUGUGGCAAAAUCCACCCACUUCCUCUAAUGCAGGAAAUGGCAUCUGGAAUUUUUAGAUGAUUGAAUCAGCAAAUGUUUUCGUUUUUCUUUUUACGCUCUCUUUAGUUGGCUGGUAAGGAGGCAGUUCCCUCAGCUCAAUCAGAGCAAUGUUUCCAGAGUCACAUUUGUACAGUUCCUUUAUUCAUAUAACUUACAGUAUUUUAUUGAAAGUGUAUUACUAAACCUGCAAUAAAUGUAACUAGUUUUAUAGAAGAAAAACACUCACAGAU